AUGGUAGUAGAAUUUGCAUCCCCUAGUUGGGCUUCAACCAUAGCCACAUGCCUUGCAACCUUCGCCGUCCUCCUUCUCUUCUUCAGCCACUGUCUCCGCCGCCGGAGAUAUAAUCUGCCGCCAGGCCCAAAACCAUGGCCCAUCAUAGGAAACUUUAACCUCAUUGGGCCUCUCCCUCACCGGUCCCUUCAUACUCUUAGCCAAAAGUAUGGCCUACUCAUGCAUGUCAGGUUGGGCUCCAAGCAUGUAGUGGUGGGCUCUUCCGUUGACAUGGCAAAAGCCUUCCUCAAAACCCACGACGGCACGGUGGCGGACAGGCCCAGAUUCGCCGUCGGAAAGUACACAACCUACAACUAUUCAGACAUAGCAUUUUCCCCUUAUGGGCCAUACUGGCGACAGGUACGAAGGAUGUGCAAAAUGGAACUUUUCAGUGCAAAAAGACUUGAUUCCUUUGAAUAUAUAAGAAGAGAAGAGGUACGUGCAUUGAUGAAUGAACUGUUCAACAAUGCAAAGAGAAUCAUCACGUUGAAAGACUAUCUCUUCAUUCAGGGAAUGAAUGUCAUAAGCCGCAUGCUGUUGGGGAAAAAGUACAUGGACAAGAGCCAUGACAGCAUCGUUUCCCCUAAGGAGUUCAGCCAUAUUAUGGAUGAGAUAUUGUUGCUGAAUGGGGUUCUCAACAUUGGGGACUACAUCCCUUGGAUUAACUUCUUGGACUUGCAGGGUUAUAUAAAGAGGAUGAAGGCUGUGAGCAAGAAGUUUGAUGUGUUUAUGGAGCAUGUGUUGGACGAACACAUUGAGAGAAUGAAAGGGAUUAAGGAUUAUAUUGCUAGAGACAUGGUGGAUGUGCUUUUGCAGCUUGUAGAGGAUCCUAAUCUCGAGGUUAAGCUUGAGAGGCAUGGAGUCAAAGCUUUAAGUCUGGACCUAAUAGCGGGUGGGACAGAGAGCUCUGCUGUAACUGUAAAAUGGGCAAUCUCUGAGCUCUUGGGAAAGCCAGAGAUAUUCUUGAGGGCUACAGAGGAGCUAGACAAAGUGAUACGGAGAGAUAGAUGGGUUGAAGAGAAGGACAUUGUCAAUUUACCCUAUAUUAAUGCAAUUGCUAAGGAAGCAAUGAGGCUGCACCCUGUGGCACCAAUGUUAGCGCAAAGACUAGCCUGUGAGGACUGCAAUGUUGAUGGGUAUGAUAUCCCCAAAGGGACUCAUGUGAUUGUCAAUUUUUGGACUAUAGGAAGAGAUCCUGAAAUUUGGGAGAAUCCAAAUGAAUUCCAACCAGAGAGGUUUAUAGGAAAGGAGAUAGAUGUGAAAGGUCAUGACUAUGAGUUGUUGCCAUUUGGUGCUGGUAGAAGGAUGUGCCCUGGUUACCCUCUUGGCCUUAAGAUUAUUCAAGCAUGUUUGGCCAACAUGUUGCAUGGCUUUAACUGGAGACUACCUCAUAACACGAGGAAGGAGGACUUGAAUAUGGAAGAGAUAUUUGGCUUGUCUACACACAGGAAACUACCUUUGGAAGUAGUUGUUGAGCCUAGACUUCCACGUCAUCUUUAUUCCCUCUAA
Molecule: messenger RNA, 1548 nt
Organism: Gastrolobium bilobum
Lineage: Eukaryota; Viridiplantae; Streptophyta; Magnoliopsida; Fabales; Fabaceae
Product: trimethyltridecatetraene synthase-like
Exons: 2
Coding region: 1-1548 (515 amino acids)
Molecular function (GO): oxidoreductase activity, acting on paired donors, with incorporation or reduction of molecular oxygen; monooxygenase activity; heme binding
Source: RefSeq, a predicted model, not a curated record